Molecule: messenger RNA, 1415 nt
Organism: Pseudonaja textilis
Lineage: Eukaryota; Metazoa; Chordata; Lepidosauria; Squamata; Elapidae
Product: vitamin K-dependent protein C-like
Biological process (GO): negative regulation of blood coagulation; blood coagulation; proteolysis
Cellular component (GO): extracellular region
Molecular function (GO): calcium ion binding; serine-type endopeptidase activity
Source: RefSeq, a predicted model, not a curated record
AGUAAAUAUUUGAGGUUAUGGAUUAACUAGUGUCCUCUGAAUUCAAUGGUGGACUUCUAUGAUUCAGCCAGGGAGUUGUGGAUUCGGUUGUGCAAUGGGUAGAAUCAUUUCUCUUCUGGUGUUUUCAGCUGCCUUCAUAUUGCUUAAUGGAUAUGAAGCCUCAGUGUUUUAUAGCAGCCAAGAAGCCAAUCAGGUCCUGAAGAUUCAAAAGCGGGCAAAUUCUUUCUUAGAAGAAUUAAAGGCAGGUUCCUUGGAAAGAGAAUGUGUAGAAGAACAGUGUGAUUUUGAAGAAGCUUGUGAAAUAUUUGAAACCAUGGAACAAACUCUAAGUUUCUGGGCAAAAUAUAUUGAUGGAGAUAUGUGUGUUUCCAACCCAUGUUUGAAUGGAUUCUGUCAGGAUGGCAUUGGGCGAUUUGACUGCAUAUGUAACAAAGGCUGGGAGGGACGAUUUUGUCAAAAUGAGGUCUUCUUUACUAACUGCUCCUUUGACAAUGGUGGCUGUGAACAUUUCUGCCAUGAGUUUGAAAAGAACAAUGAGCAAUACCGCUACUGCAGCUGUGCUUUGGACUAUCACCUGAUGGAUAAUCAUACUUCUUGUGAACCUUCAGUGCAGUAUUCCUGUGGGAGAGUUGUGGAAUCCAAAUUAAAGGUUGCAAAAAUAAUUGGGGGUAAUCCUGGAAAAAGAGGACAUAGCCCUUGGCAAGUUAUGCUGGGCAAUAGUGCAGGAGAAUUUAAAUGUGGAGGCGUUCUCAUUCAUCCUGCUUGGGUAUUGACAGCUGCACAUUGUGUAUUUCAAGAACCAAGAAUCAAACUGACCUUUGGUAAAUAUCACCGACGGCGAAUAGAUGAAAGUGAGAUAACUAUCAUUGCUGACAAGAUAUUCUAUCAUGAAAAUUACUCUUCAGUCACCUAUGAUAAUGACAUUGCAAUACUACAUCUAUCCCACCCAGUCGUUGUCAAUAAGUAUAUUAUACCGAUUUGCUUGCCUACCCAAAACCUGGCAAAUCAACAGUUGAUGACCGAAGGGAUUCAAACAAUAGUGACAGGCUGGGGAAGCCAGAGUACAAAUCAUAAGAAGAAUUUCUCCUCAGUUCUCCAUUUUAUUGAAAUCCCUGUAGCAUCACGGAAUGACUGUAUCAAUUCUAUGUGGAAUUCUCUAACAGAUAACAUGUUCUGUGCAGGGAUACAAGGAGAUAUACGGGAUUCUUGUCAUGGAGACAGUGGUGGUCCUAUGGUUGUAAAAUUCAAGAACACCUGGUUCCUACUUGGAAUAGUGAGUUGGGGAGAAGGCUGUGGGGAUCCUAAUAAUUUUGGAAUCUACACUAAGAUCGGUUCAUAUCUUGACUGGAUCAGCCAGAAAAUGAAAUCAUAAAAUUAUUAUGCUAACGAUCAAUAAAAACAGAACAUACUAGUGA